AUGGCUAUCGUCAGGGCCGCCCCUGCUCACAUGAAUGCCUUUCCACUUAUAGUCGUCAAUCUUGACGUGCUCGCCGUCGCAUCUUGCUCAUUCGCCUUUGAAGUAGUAGCAAGUAUUCGUCCGCCGAAAGUCGAGUUCACUCCUGCCGUUUUGGCCAUCUUGGAUACUUUGAAAAGACGAAUAAUAUGA
Messenger RNA from Botrytis byssoidea, 189 nucleotides. RefSeq lists its product as uncharacterized. Bases 1 to 189 code for a protein of 62 amino acids. The record is from RefSeq and is a predicted model, not a curated record. The transcript has 2 exons. Lineage: Eukaryota; Fungi; Ascomycota; Leotiomycetes; Helotiales; Sclerotiniaceae.